This is a messenger RNA of Postia placenta MAD-698-R-SB12, 962 nucleotides long. RefSeq lists its product as hypothetical. NCBI's taxonomy places the organism in Eukaryota, Fungi, Basidiomycota, Agaricomycetes, Polyporales, Adustoporiaceae. The transcript has a single exon. The record is from RefSeq and is a predicted model, not a curated record. Bases 121 to 804 code for a protein of 227 amino acids.
UCGGGUGAUCUAUACUCGCUCGACCUGCGGCGAUUUUGGAUAGCCAACUGCCCAAGUGAGGCGCGAUUCCGCCAGAUGCUGAGCGGCGGGAACCUUCGCAGUCUCCAUCUCACGGCAGCGAUGCCGCAGUAUGACGAAGGAAGCCUGGGUAUGUGGCGCGAUACUCAACCGAUUUUCUUGCCGCGUCUCCGCGAAAUUGUCUUCGGGGAUUUGAGCGUGCCGUACGCGCGCAAAACGUUCGCCGUCAUUCAUGCGCCGAAUCUUCGGAUGCUCGCCUUGCAGCUCAUGGACGGGGACGAUUACAGUCCCGUAUUCGGUAUGCUUGCCGGCCGCUUUCCUGAGCUUAGAAUCCUGGCCCUCCACGAGGUUGGCAUUCUACGGGCGCCAGCGGCUUACAAGAAGUGGGCCUUGUUCUUGCAAUCCAUCCCGAAGGUCUUCUCGCUGAAAGUGGGACGCCUGGAUUCCGCCAUGGUGGAUACGCUCGUCCUGAAGGCGGAAACCUAUAUCGUGGAUUCCGAUGCAGAUCUUGACCCAAAUCGGCAACCCUUACCUCCUCUCCUUCCGGCGCUACAAUGUGUUGAGUUCGUGGGCGUACGGUGCAGCGAUGUUCGCAAUUUCGUUACCUGGCGAAGGGACCAGGUGCACACGCCGAUUGCCAAGGCAUACGUGCUCGCUCCUCCACCCGAAGACCCGUUGACCCCAGAGUUCGUUGGGGAACUAAGUCCACAAGUCGGCCUGAUCAUCGACCCGAACAUAAUACAGGCUGAGGAGGCAGACUUGCGCGCCCGUGCGCUGUUGGGAUGAAGGAGCCGCAGUCGUUCGUCGAUGACGGUACGUAAGGAAGAAUCGGCAGCGAAGAGUAAAACCUUAUGUCUGAAACAAGGAGGCUCGCGCAUCGCACUUGUAUAUUUAGUUAUCUUCCGUUCGGAAUAAACAGGCGCUCGUCAACUAUGUCUUGCGAU